AUGUCAGGUCUUCAGGCCAUCCGCUAUUCGCGGGGUCGGCUGGAAGUGCUGGAUCAGUUGCGACUACCGCACGAGCACCACUACGAUGUCGUCUCAACUGCGGAAGAGGCAUUUGACUGCAUCAAGACUAUGAGAGUCAGAGGAGCACCCGCCAUUGCCAUUGUCGCUAGUCUUGCUCUAGCCGUCGAACUCUUUCACGGCGCAUGCAAAGCAGACAGCGCCAACGAGGCGAUUACCUAUGUCGACUCUCGUCUCGAUUACCUCAAAGAAAGCCGGCCGACUGCCGUGGACUUGAGUAAUGCCAUCUCCCAUCUCAAAGCUGCCAUUCGCGCCCCGCCGACGGAAACCACCAGCGAACUCCCCACGCCUUCGCCACAAGCCGCCAUAAUUGAAACAUUCAUCGACACCGCUGAGGCGAUCCUGGCCAGGGACCUGUCCACCAACGUUGCCAUUGGCGACUUCGGUGCGGAAUGGCUUCGGGCGCAACACUCCGCCAGUCCCGACAGCCAAAUCUCCGUCCUCACACACUGCAACACCGGCAGUCUCGCAACCAGUGGCCACGGCACAGCCCUUGGAAUCAUACGUUCUCUCUACGCCAAGAAGCUACUAAAGCACGCCUUCUGCACCGAGACACGCCCCUACAACCAGGGCAGCAGACUGACCUCGUUCGAGCUGGUCUUUGAAGGCAUACCUUCCACACUUAUCACCGACUCCAUGGCCGGCGCGCUCUUUGCUCUCCAGAAAGAGAAGAUGAACAUUGGUGCUGUCAUCGUCGGUGCUGAUCGCGUGGUACGGAACGGCGACACUGCGAAUAAGAUCGGAACAUACUCCCUUGCCGUCCUGGCCCGCCAUCAUGGCGUCAAGUUUGUCGUGGCUGCGCCGACAACGAGCAUUGACUUAGAGACCGAAACGGGCGCCGGCAUCAAGAUUGAGGAACGCAAGAAAGAGGAACUCACGCAGAUCAGCGGUGCCGUAGUCGGCGCCGACGGCACGAUCGACGUGUCAAAGACUGCUAGAGUUGCCAUUGCAGACCAAAGGAUAGGGGUUUGGAACCCGGCAUUCGAUGCCACUCCGGCAGAGUUGAUCGACGCUAUCGUGACGGAAAAGGGCGCUGUAGUAAAGGGAGCUGAUGGCAAGUUCAAUUUCCGUGAGGUCAUGCCGGAGCGAUGGGCAAGCAUUGUAGAAAAACGGUGA
Messenger RNA from Phaeoacremonium minimum UCRPA7, 1194 nucleotides. RefSeq names its product putative methylthioribose-1-phosphate isomerase protein. Lineage: Eukaryota; Fungi; Ascomycota; Sordariomycetes; Togniniales; Togniniaceae. The coding region runs from base 1 to 1194 and encodes 397 amino acids. Gene Ontology annotation, molecular function: S-methyl-5-thioribose-1-phosphate isomerase activity. The transcript has 3 exons. The record is from RefSeq and is a predicted model, not a curated record.